AUGCGUGCCGAAGCUUCUACCGCCAUGCCAGCGCCUAAGGAAUCGGACUUGGACCUAGCGUUAACCCUUUCGGAAAAACCUCCCACUCCGAUAUACAAUCGUCGUGAUAAAAGUGUAAAUCUUCAUCUUGCUAUCGACAAAGCUGUAACAGCGGCCCCUCCUGACAGCGCCCUGAAGCUGCUCAAUGGUUUGACGUUGGAUCAAACAAGGAGUCUGUUCGCCAUUGCGAACCAACGCAGAAUUACGUAUCCUGGCUCACGUAUAACGAAUGACGCGAUUGUACAGCUGUGCGCGGACAGAGAUGAUAUCCCGUGGUUCGCACUUUGGUACGUGAUAUUUCACGAUUUCUGUGUGAAAAUGGGUGCCAUCACGUACGAAAGGGCUAAAAUUCAGUAUUCUUCUUCAAGCAAGCAUUAA
Plasmopara halstedii is the source of this 417-nucleotide messenger RNA. RefSeq lists its product as uncharacterized. Lineage: Eukaryota; Oomycota; Peronosporomycetes; Peronosporales; Peronosporaceae. The transcript has a single exon. The record is from RefSeq and is a predicted model, not a curated record. The coding region runs from base 1 to 417 and encodes 138 amino acids.